Messenger RNA from Neogale vison (American mink), 2282 nucleotides. It is a transcript of the gene LRRC27, whose product is annotated as leucine rich repeat containing 27. Gene Ontology annotation, molecular function: protein binding. The transcript is spliced from 12 exons. Lineage: Eukaryota; Metazoa; Chordata; Mammalia; Carnivora; Mustelidae. The record is from RefSeq and is a predicted model, not a curated record.
GCCCCGCGUGCGCCGCCCUCCCGCGAGGACGCGGCCUCCCCCAGCUGCGGCAGCCCCGGCGCGGAGCGUGUCCCGGCUCCCCUGCGCCGCGGUCCAGCGCCCGCGCCCGGCCGCGGAGCAGCUUCCGAUGCGCCGCUGACCGCCCGGGGUCCGCCCGCAGUUCAGGGUUCCAUCUGCGCGGACUGUCCCCGCGCCCGGCCUUGUGCCCCCGGACCCCGUGGCGCUCCCGGACCGGGUGGCGGAGCGGCUGCGGCUCGGGGACCCGGCGAGCCUGACUCCGUGCGGAGAGCGCGGCGCCCUCCAGGCCGUGUCGCGGGAGGAGCCUCCCGGCUGGGGCUGGCCGAGUGGGGAGCCUCCCGGCUCCUCUGCUCCCCUGCAGUCGCCCUUCUUGCUUUGCGCCGGUGUUUUCCAGGAGCUGGAAGCUCAAUCUCGGGGCUCCGUGGCGCGUGGAAGACGGAGAAGCAUAACGUUCCGCCAGAGCCUUCUUGACUCCCGCUCCCUUCCGUCCUGCAAACUUAAAUGUCAGAUUUAUGCUACAGCUUACUAAGGUGCCUGCAGACCCAGGAGCAUGAGCAGAGGGCCCCGAGCUGCCCGCCGCUGAGAGAUGGAAGGAAGCAGCUCCUGCGAGGUGCCCCCGGGGGCGGCUGGUCCGGAGAGCCCCGCUGCUCCAGCUAGGGGCCCCCCUGCUCCCCCGUCCAGAGAGGGUCACGAGGGAGCUCAGGGGGUCAUCUUUUCUUCCUCGUCGGUUUUAGACUUGAGUCAAAGUGAUCUUCACCACUUAGGAGCGAUCUUUAAAAUUCCCAGCCUCGAACAACUGCAUCUUCAGAGAAAUGCCCUCUGCGAGCUCCCUACAGAUUUCUUCCAGUUGCUGCCAAGCCUCACUUGGCUGGACCUCCGCUGUAACAGAAUUAAAGCACUUCCUUCUGGGAUUGGGUCUCACAAGCAUUUGAAAACUUUGCUUUUGGAAAGAAAUCCUAUCAAAAUGUUGCCUGUGGAGCUGGGGAAUGUGACCUCGCUGAAAGCACUGAACCUGAGACACUGCCCGCUGGAGUUCCCCGCUCCGCCCGUGGUGCAGAAGGGACUGUGUGCGAUCCUGGCCUAUCUGCAGAUCUGUGCUGCCCAGAACUCUGCCCUCCAAGAUUUAACUUCUCAAGUGAUUUCGCCGCUUACAACGAUGAACCCAAGUGAGCUGCUGCAGCCCUCAUUGUAUUUAUCUGAGGAGGAAACUGUGCCCCACAAAGACGCCCUUCGUUCCCGGGAGGCGUCCUUUUUCCCGCCUGUCGAGAAGCUAGACCUGAGUGAGCUGCGGAGGUCUGCCGACUCCUCGGACGACGGGCCGGGCGAGGAGGAGAUCAAGCGCUUCUGGAAGCUGAGGCAGGAGAUCGUCGAGCAGGAGCGAGCGGAACUGCUUGGAAACCAGCUCUUACCGCUGGAGCUGCCCCCAAACCUCAGGGCCGUGUUAAACACGAAGGAGAAAGAGCGUUCCAGCCCGAGACACGUGCUCAGCAGGGGAAGCAUCGGGGCGAGUGUGCAUCGUCGGGGCUGGGACUGUAGGAAGAAGCUGCCCUCCGUCACGCGUGUCCUGCCGGCCCUGGCACCAUCGCUGCAGCGCGCCGGGCUUCCCACCAGGAGGCCCCAAGAGACCAGGACUGCGGCCAUCCGUGAGCACCCGGAGAAGCAGGUGGCGACGGGGCAGCGGAGACGGUGAGUGCUUGUCCGCGCGGCCUUGCGGGAGCACGCCCGGACCAGGAGGACGGCGGAGGAGGACGCCCGGACCAGGAGGACGGCGGAGGAGGCGCCGAGGGAGCCCCUGCCUCCGUGGCAGAGUCUGGUGGGCUCAAAGAUUCCCUUUGCCGUGGACUUGAUAGAUAAUGAGAAGAUGCCAGCAAAUCCAUCUGGAAAAAUGAGGUCAAGCAAAGAGAAGUCAUCAAAAGCAAGUAAAGACAAGAGCGCCCUCCGAGAGGGGGGUCCGGAAGAAAACCUGAAACCGCAGACUCAGAAGGCACAGAAGCGCAGAGGACGGUUUCAGGGGAUGGAGCGCCUCGAGGGAAUCGGGCCGGCCGCACGGGAUCGGGAGGCUGCUAGAAAGCUGCAGGACGAAGCGAGGCACGUGAGCCUGGGGCCGACUUGGACGCGAAGCCGCCGGCUGGGCGCUCUCGCCGGACACCGGCCACUCUGGCCGCCUGCCUCCCAGCCUUGCGGUUCCUGGUGUGAACUGAAGUAGUCUGCGUCCGAGGACCCCGACAGACACUUGUGCCGGAACCUUCAGUCCCCAGAAGCUG